Messenger RNA from Myotis myotis, 1894 nucleotides. RefSeq names its product chromosome unknown C5orf22 homolog (gene CUNH5orf22). NCBI's taxonomy places the organism in Eukaryota, Metazoa, Chordata, Mammalia, Chiroptera, Vespertilionidae. The coding region runs from base 414 to 1493 and encodes 359 amino acids. The transcript has 9 exons. The record is from RefSeq and is a predicted model, not a curated record.
UAUACCGCGCCAUUGGCUCAAAACAUCUUCCUGACAGUAAUAUAAGUUUUGUGCAUUUUGAUUCACAUCCAGAUCUCCUUAUUCCUGUGAAUAUGCCAGCUGACACCGUGUUUGAUAAGGAAACUCUUUUUGGGUGGCUCAGCCAGUGUUUGCCAGAUUCUGCUAUAAAAUACAGAAUUUUAGAAAAAGAAGACACUUGGUAAGUUAUUUGAGCCAAUUCUCCCUUCCUCUCCAUUUUAAAACUGAGGCACAAGAAAAUGUGCAGUAAUUUAAUUUGUAUAUCUUGUCUUCCAGUAUUGAGUUUUUUCAACCUCCCAAUUUGUUACUUUCAGGUCACAAAUCCUGCUGAUUUUCAGUUAUAUAGAAUCAUUGAGAUGAAAGUGAAAUGAGAAUUAAGUAUUGAGAACUGGAUUAUGCCUGCAGUUUAUGCUGGCCAUUUUUCCAAUGUAAUAUGGCUUCAUCCCACAUGGGCUCAGCAAAUCAGAGAGGGUACACAUAACUUUUUAGUAGGCAAAGACACUUCUACCACAACAAUCAGGGUAACAAGUACAGAUCACUACUUCCUAAGUGAUGGUCUUUAUGUAACUGAAGACCAGCUAGAGAACCAAAAACCUUUACAAUUGGAUGUAAUUAUGGUAAAGCCAUAUAAACUCUGUAACAAUCAAGAGGAAAACGAUGCAGUGUCUUCUGCUAAGAAACCAAAGCUAGCACGGGAAGACACAGAACACACUGCCUCUACUAACUGUGCCUCUUGUUCAGAAGGAUUGGAAAAGGACACAGUGACCCAGAGAAGGGUCCACACCAGCCUGGAACCUUCAUGUUCACGUUCUUCUGAGAGCCAGGAAUGCCAGACUACAGUCAGCUCUGGAGAAAUUCUGGAAAUUUUGAAGAAAGGGGAUGCAUUUGUUUUAGAUAUUGACUUAGAUUUUUUUUCAGUCAAGAAUCCCUUCAAAGAAAUGUUCACUCAGGAGGAAUACAAAAUCUUACAAGAGCUCUACCAAUUUAAAAAGCCUGGCACCAACCUGACAGAGGAAGAUUUGGUAGAUUGUGUUGAUACUCGAAUUCACCAACUAGAAGAUUUAGAAGCUACUUUUGCUGAUUUGUGUGAUUGUGAUGAUGAAGAAACUGUACAGAAAUGGGCUUCAAACCCUGGAAUGGAAUCACUAGUUCCACUUGUGCAGAGUUUGAAAAAACGGAUGGAUGUGCCAGACUAUGAAAUGGUUCAUCAGGCUGGUCUAACCUGUGAUUAUUCAGAACUUCCUCACCAUAUCAGCACAGAACAAGAAAUUGAGUAUCUUAUUCAGUCUGUAUUUUAUUUACUGAAAAAUUUACCAAAACCUACUCUUGUAACAAUUGCAAGGUCAAGUCUGGAUGAUUACUGUCCUUCUGAGCAAGUGGACGCCAUUCAGGAAAAAGUCCUCAGUGUGCUCCGCUCCCUCUAUGGGACUCUAGACCUCCACCUGGUGUACUCAGCAGAGUCCUCUCCACCUUGAAACAGCAAAACACUGGACUCCUAUUACAUUGCGAUGUAGUAGCAGGUUUUCAUUAACUUAUUUGUAAAUGAGUCUUCCAGAAAACACUUUGUCUUUAUAUUAACUUUGACUUAAAAUCCUUCAGGUAUUGUCAGUUGUUGAAUGAUGGCAAUUUUGUUGGCAUCAAGACUACCCCUGUUGCUUACCUUUCUUCCUUUCUGUGAUUGUCCUCACUUUUGUGAGGGCGUUUUGUUUUUCCUCUUUUCCCUUUUUUCCUGUAAGUCAGUUAGACUGUAUGAUGCUGGGGUCCAACCCCAGCAGGUCCAGGGGUCCCCAAAGGUGUGGACGGAGUCGGCGAAGAAGGAAGGACACGGAGACAGUGUUCAGUUGAUCAGCAGCCUAGCCAGGAUCUCCAGCCAGGA